UUGAAAAACAAGGGAACUUGUAAUCGUGAAACCCCCCAUCUCACAUUUCUCUCUUCCCCUUUCUCCAGUCCCAAUUUCAGCUUCCAUUGUCACCACCAAUAAGCUCCAAAGGAGAGGUGUGGUAGGAAAAUAUGUUAAUACCCCAAUUUCUGUCAGCAAAUUUUGGAAGCCUAGGGUUCAUGUGGGGUGCUUUCACAAAGGAUUGCACGCCAAAUUGAUAUCUUAUGCAAAACUAUGUAUGUAUCACACUAUGUUUAUGUUUAUGCCCCAAUUUGUAAAUUUUCGGCUUUUUCCGCGCUGCCAUGCCCUCAAAACCCUUCCUUUCUCCACCCACCGAAUGGGCAUGGGCAUGGCCGAUACCCUCUGUACCCAUCUCCACCAAAGCAGUGGCAGUGUCGAGAACUCAUUGUCCAAGGUUAAGCCUGAACUCGAUUCUCAAUGUGUCAUUCAAGUCCUCAACUCAUGUCAUCCCAAGCAACCUCUAUUGGGUGUCAGAUUUUUCGUUUGGGCUGGAGUUCAAUCUGGCUACAGGCACAGUGCUUACACGUACAACAAAGCUUGCAAAUUGCUAGGGAUUCGGCAAAAUCCCCAAAUUAUUCGUGAUGUCGUUCUGUCUUAUGAGGCCGAAGGGUGUUUAGUCAAUGCCAACAUGUUCAGGGAGGUUCUGAAGCUGUGCAAAGAAGCUCAACUAGCUGAAGAGGCAUUGUGGGUGUUGAGGAAGUUGGAGCAGAGUUUCAACAUCCGUGCUGACACGGUGAUGUAUAAUGUGGUUAUUAGGCUGUGUUGCAAGAAUGGCGACAUUGAAACGGCUGAGAAGUUGACCGGGGAGAUGAGUUUGAACGGUCUUUACCCUGAUCUUAUUACGUACAUGGCACUAGUGGAGGGAUUCUGUGAUGCUGGUCGUCCAGAGCAUGCUUAUUCUUUGCUUAAGGUUAUGAGAGUGCAUAGAUGUUCACCCAAUUUGGUCCUUUUAUCAGCCAUUUUAGACGGCUUGUGUAGGUCUGGAUCCAUGGAAAUGGCAUUGGAGUUGUUGGAUAAAAUGGAGAAAGGUGGGGAUUGCAGUCCAAAUGUUGUUACUUAUACAUCUGUGAUUCAAAGUUUCUGUAAGAGAGGUCAAUGGGCGGAAGCAUUGGAUAUUCUGGAUAGAAUGAAAGCUUCGGGGUGCCAUGCAAACCAUGUUACUGUCUUUACUUUGGUUGAUAGCCUUUGUGUUGAGGGUCGUGUGGAAGAAGCUUACAAGUUGAUUGAUAAGUUUGUGGUCGAACAUGGUGUUUCUUAUGGUGAUUGUUGCAGUUCACUUGUGAUUUCAUUGAUAAGGAUUAAAAAGGUGGAAGAAGCAACGAAGCUAUUCAUGGAAAUGCUUUCUGGUGAUGCCAGACCUGAUACUUUGGCAUCUAGCCUUUUGCUAAAGGAGCUUUGUAUGAAGGCCCAGGUAUUGGAUGGAUUCUACUUGCUUGAAGCAAUUGAGAACAAGGGAUGUUUGUCCGCCAUUGACUCUGGUAUUUAUUCUAUUCUUUUAGUUGGCCUUUGUCAAAGAAGCCACCUGACGGAGGCCACAAAGCUGGCCAAGAUAAUGCUUAAGAAAUCAGUUUCGCUAAAACCUCCGUACAAAGAUGGUGCAAUCGAUAUCCUAAUAGAAUCUGGAGAAAAAGAUCUUGUGAACCAGUUGACUGGCAUUCGUAAGGGACUUUGAUGAUAAAAUGCCUUGUGAAGGAGGUCACGUCCAUUGUUCUCUGCCACCUCUGGUCAUAAGUUUGCAUUGUAUAACAGCAACAGUAAGAAUUGAUUUCCGUGAUGUAGUCUGCUGGAUGAUUAGGGUUUGGAAGGGCCAUUGUAUCACUUGCCAGCAUGACAACAACUGUGGACAUGGUUGGUCUAUCAGCUGCAUCUUCUUGAACACACAACAGACCGAUAUGUAUGCAUUUCAUAACUUCAUUGGCUUUGUAUGUCUUUUCCAGCACUGGAUCUAACAUUUCCAAGCUUUUUCCUUCACUCCAAAGUCUCCAACUCUGCAAAGAGAAAAUUGAGACGUAAUAAAUGAUAUUUUAGAGAGACAGACAUAAAAAAAUGAUGUUAUACAAAUUGUUGUUUGUGUAUCA
This is a messenger RNA of Vigna unguiculata (cowpea), 2099 nucleotides long. RefSeq names its product pentatricopeptide repeat-containing protein At5g47360-like. Gene Ontology annotation, molecular function: protein binding. The record is from RefSeq and is a predicted model, not a curated record. Lineage: Eukaryota; Viridiplantae; Streptophyta; Magnoliopsida; Fabales; Fabaceae.